CCAUCAUGGGAAUCGCCUCGAAGAAAAGCGUAAGUCGUUGGACAUCAUGGCUCACAAAAAACAUGCUUCUCCUAAUGACAAUGGCUGGAAUUGUGAUGGGUGUGAUCAUUGGUGGAGUACUUCGAACAGCUGAUCCAUCACCAGAUGUCAUACGAUAUGUUGGUUUUCCUGGAGAACUAUUUAUGAAUAUGCUCAAGGCAAUGGUUCUGCCACUUAUUGCAGCCAGUAUCGUAUCUGGACUCUCCCAAUUAGACGGUAAAACCUCAGGACGCCUUGGUUCUCGUGCUGUUAUGUAUUAUGCAAUUACCACAACUCAUGCGGUGAUCCUUGGUAUUAUCGUUGUUUCAAUCAUUCAACCUGGUGAUCCAACAAUCAAACAAAAAAUGGGUUAUGAUAAGGAGGGAGAAGCAGCAAAUGUCUCAGCUGCACAGAAAUUUUUGGACUUGUUCAGAAAUGCAUUCCCGGAGAAUAUCAUGAGAGCAACAUUUUCUCAAGUGCAAACUAACUAUAUCAACCAGACUCAUUCGAAUGGAGCAACACAUGAAGUACUUCAUACAGGAUAUGUAGAUGGAAUGAAUGUACUUGGAAUCAUAGUCUUCUGCAUUGUAAUGGGGCUUGUAGUUUCUAGAAUUGGAGAAGAAGCCAAAGCACUCGCAAAUCUAUUCCAUGCUCUGGACGUGGUUAUCACUCGAAUGGUGAUGCUUAUCAUGUGGUUGGGACCAAUUGGUAUUCCAUCUCUCAUCGCUCAAAAAAUGUUGGAAGUUUCGGAUUUAUGGUUAACAGCGAGGAUGUUAGGAUUGUUCGUUUUUACUGUUAUACUUGGAUUGGCUAUUCAGGCAUUCAUCACUCUCCCGCUCAUCUAUUUUAUCGGUACUCGCCACAAUCCAUACACAUUUUUGAAAGGAUUAGGUCAAGCUAUCAUGACUGCAUUGGGAACAUCUUCAAGUGCCGCUUCACUUCCUGUUACAUUCAGAUGUUUAAACAAACUUGGAAUUGAUCCAAGAGUCACAAAGUUUGUACUUCCGGUUGGAGCAAUGGUCAAUAUGGAUGGGACAGCUCUCUAUGAAGCAACUGCAUCAAUUUUCAUUGCACAAAUGAACGGUCUAGAGUUAUCAAUUGGCCAAAUUGUGACCGUAUCCAUAACGGCAACUUUAGCAUCAAUCGGAGCAGCUUCAAUUCCUUCAGCUGGGCUUGUUACAAUGCUCAUUGUGCUUACAGCAUUGGGACUUCCAGCCAACGAUAUCUCACUUAUUUUAGCUGUUGACUGGUUCUUGGACCGACUUCGUACAUCUGUCAAUGUGAUCGGUGAUGCAUUGGGAUGUGGAUUCGUUCAUCACAUUUGUGCAGAUCAUCUGAAUGCUGACGUUGCAGAAGCUGAGAAGAAUCAUGCUGUAGUAGAGGCUCAUGGAGUGAACUUCGAUGAACUCGAAAAGGAAUGUGAACAAGAAAAUAAUAAUCAAAAACAAAUUGAACAAGUUUGAACUGAUCUUAUGAGUAGAGAUGUUUAGUUGAAGUUUAUCAUAAUUUUUAAUAUUUUACACCUGUGAUAUUUUUCCCGUUUUCUGAGCAAAUUGUAUAUUAUUUGAGCUCAAACCAUAAGCAUUUUGUGUUAUUCUCGAAUUUGUUUCCCCGAUGUUCCCAAAUUCUCAUUUUUCAACCAUUAUUCUCUCGAAAAGAAUGUUUUCCGGUGGUUUUUAAUAUUUUUCUCUUCAUCAAAGCUUUAAUUUCAGUGUGCUUUUUACUUUUUUACCCGAAAAUACCGAUUUUAAUGAAUGUUUCUUAUUAAUUU
This is a messenger RNA of Caenorhabditis elegans, 1789 nucleotides long. It is a transcript of the gene glt-5, whose product is annotated as Amino acid transporter. The coding region runs from base 6 to 1481 and encodes 491 amino acids. NCBI's taxonomy places the organism in Eukaryota, Metazoa, Nematoda, Chromadorea, Rhabditida, Rhabditidae. Gene Ontology annotation, biological process: neutral amino acid transport. The transcript has 8 exons. Gene Ontology annotation, molecular function: symporter activity. Gene Ontology annotation, cellular component: membrane. The record is from RefSeq and is marked reviewed.